Molecule: messenger RNA, 1185 nt
Organism: Ochlerotatus camptorhynchus
Lineage: Eukaryota; Metazoa; Arthropoda; Insecta; Diptera; Culicidae
Product: lipase 3-like
Exons: 2
Coding region: 1-1185 (394 amino acids)
Molecular function (GO): hydrolase activity, acting on ester bonds
Source: RefSeq, a predicted model, not a curated record
AUGCAGUCGGUUAAAAUUCUCGUCAGCAGCAUGUCCAACUGGUUGUGCCGCUUCCUUCUGGUGUUGUUAGGAGAGUAUCUCGUCCACGCAUUGGAUCCCAAUGACUUUCUUAAAUCAACCAUCGCCAAACACAACUACCCGGUGGAGCUGCAUCCGGUCAGCUCCGAUGGUUACCAUCUUACCAUGGCCCGAGUACCCAAGCCGGGAAAGCCGAUCCUCUUUUUGAUGCACUCCUUCCUGAGUUCAUCCACCGAUUUCACCGUAUUGGGACCAAAGAAUUCGCUUGCCUUCGAAGCCUUCGACAGCGGUUUCGACGUAUGGUUAGCAAAUGGCCGAGGAAACACCUUUUCCCGAUCGCAUCGAUCCCUGCACCCAUCGGAGAUGGAGUUUUGGGACUUUAGCUUCCACGAAGUGGCAACCCAGGACAUUCCUACCAUGAUUGACUACGUGCUGAACGUCACCGGAAGAAGCAAGGUUCACUACGUUGGACACUCGCAGGGAGGGACUAACUUUCUGGUUAUGGCAUCGAUGCGUCCGGAGUACAACCGAAAGAUCGGCAGUGCGCACUUGUCUUCACCGGUUGCGUUUUGGUCCCGGAAUACGACACCGUUGAGCUAUUUUUACGACGAAGUUCUAAUGCUGACUCAGUUUAUGAAACAGAUUCGGAUGUACGAAAUUGGCAGCAGAACCAACAGAAAUCUGAUGGAGUACGUUCAGAUGGCCAUCGAUGGGGGUUGCAUCACGCAUGACAUGCUGAUGCUGGCAAUGGGCCUGUUAGUGGGGGAUCAUCGGGAAACAUUCAAUGGAACCAGUUUGGAGGCGGUCUUGACAGUAUUUCCUGCGGGAGGAUCGCUUCGGCAGGGAUUGCACUUUCUGCAGACGAUGAAAUCGGAACGGUUCUGUCAGUAUGACUACGGAGAGCAGGAGAAUCUGAAACGGUACGGAGAGGUUGGGCCACCGGAUUAUGCACUGGAAAAAAUCACGGCACCGGUGGCUCUGUACUAUGGGAUGAAUGAUCCGUUUUUGGCGAUCAGCGAUUUGGAUCUGCUCGCAGGGAAGCUACCGAACCUGGUGCUGAAGCACAGGCUUGCGGAUUUGAAGUGGAAUCAUAUAGAUUUCAUUUUCGGGUCCCAUGGGAGCGAGGCACAUCAAGUGGUUCUGAAGCUGGCCACGGAAUAUGAGUGA